AUGGCGGCCACCAAGGACAGUCAUGAAGACCAUGAUACCUCCACAGAGAAUGCAAAUGAAUCCAACCAUGACACUCAGUUCGAGCCAAUAGUUUCUCUUACUGAGCAAGAAAUUAAAACACUGAAGGAAGAUGAAGAGGAACUUUUCAAGAUGCAGGCAAAGCUAUUAAGGUUUGCUUCAGAGAAUGACCUCCCAGAAUGGAAGGAGCGAGGCACUGGUGAUGUCAAGCUCCUGAAGCAUAAGGAGAAAGGGACCAUCCGUCUUCUCAUGAGGAGGGACAAGACUCUGAAGAUAUGCGCCAACCACUAUAUCACACCCAUGAUGGAGCUGAAGCCCAGUGCUGACAGCAACCGUGCCUGGGUCUGGAAUACUCACGCCGACUUUGCUGAUGAGUGCCCCAAGCCUGAACUGCUUGCCAUCCGCUUCCUAAAUGCUGAGAAUACACAAAAGUUCAAGACAAAGUUUGAAGAAUGCAGGAAAGAGAUUGAAGAGAGAGAAAAGAAAAGACCAGGCAAAAAUGAUAACGCUGAAAAGGUGGCUGAGAAGCUGGAAGCCCUUUCUGUGGGGGAGGCCAGAGAUGAGGCUGAAGAGAAAUCUGAGGAGAAGCAAUGAAUCUGUCUGUCCUUUUCCUUCCUUUUUCUUUUUAAAAAAUUUCCCUGCCCUUUAAGGUUUGUUUUUAUUCUGCUUUGUUUUUACAAGGGACUUUAUAAAGAACUGAAUUCCAA
This is a messenger RNA of Arvicola amphibius (Eurasian water vole), 725 nucleotides long. RefSeq names its product ran-specific GTPase-activating protein-like. The coding region runs from base 1 to 612 and encodes 203 amino acids. The record is from RefSeq and is a predicted model, not a curated record. Lineage: Eukaryota; Metazoa; Chordata; Mammalia; Rodentia; Cricetidae. The transcript has a single exon. Gene Ontology annotation, biological process: nucleocytoplasmic transport; positive regulation of mitotic centrosome separation. Gene Ontology annotation, molecular function: GTPase activator activity. Gene Ontology annotation, cellular component: centrosome; nuclear pore; cytoplasm.